UUUCGGCGGUUGUAGGACCUAACGGGAGCGGAAAAAGCAAUGUCAUCGAUGCAAUGCUCUUUGUGUUUGGCAAGCGGGCAAAACAGAUGCGUCUGAACAAAGUUGCUGAGCUAAUACAUCAUUCCAGCAGCCACCAAAACCUGGAAAGCGCUGGGGUUUCUGUCCACUUUCAAGAAAUUAUUGAUCUGGAUGAUGGAACCUACAGGGCUGUUGAGGGCAGUGACUUUGUCAUUACUAGAGUUGCAUUCCGGGACAACUCUUCUAAGUACUACAUAAAUGAUCGUGGAAGUAAUUUCACAGAGGUCACCAAGAAGCUGAAAGCAAAAGGAGUGGAUCUGGACAACAAUCGUUUUUUGAUCCUCCAGGGUGAAGUUGAGCAGAUCUCACGAAUGAAACCAAAGGCUCAAGGGCCCCAUGAUGAAGGCUUCUUAGAAUAUCUUGAGGAUAUCAUUGGAACAAAUCAAUAUGUAGAAAAGAUUGAAGAAGCCUAUAAACA
Molecule: messenger RNA, 496 nt
Organism: Elaeis guineensis (African oil palm)
Lineage: Eukaryota; Viridiplantae; Streptophyta; Magnoliopsida; Arecales; Arecaceae
Source: RefSeq, a predicted model, not a curated record